This is a messenger RNA of Tribolium madens (black flour beetle), 2383 nucleotides long. It is a transcript of the gene Oamb, whose product is annotated as octopamine receptor Oamb. The transcript is spliced from 6 exons. Gene Ontology annotation, molecular function: adrenergic receptor activity. NCBI's taxonomy places the organism in Eukaryota, Metazoa, Arthropoda, Insecta, Coleoptera, Tenebrionidae. Bases 327 to 1886 code for a protein of 519 amino acids. Gene Ontology annotation, cellular component: membrane. Gene Ontology annotation, biological process: adenylate cyclase-activating adrenergic receptor signaling pathway. The record is from RefSeq and is a predicted model, not a curated record.
CUAAAUUGCAGUGAGUCGUGUUGAAACUGGAGGAGUUGUGGUUAGUUUCAGYSGAUUUUGAGUGCUGUUUGUAGUGUUUUUCAAGUGUUGAAAACUAUGCAAAGUGACGAAUGUGAAGCAAAUCAAAUUCAGGGUUUUCCAAUUAAGAAGAUGAGGUCGUCUCGAGAUAAACAAGCAGUAGUAACAGCAGCGAGGGCAUUAUGGAAACGACGAACGAUCUAACGAGAUUACCGUGUCGGUGUUGUAAAUAAUUUCCUCUUGAGGAGAAUGUCUGUGAUUUAAAUUUCGGUGGUGAUGGUGUUAAGACCCCCAAAAGUGCUAAUGUGAUGCGAAAUACACUCAACGCAUCCGCGUGUGCGGCACUUCUCGAUGCUGUCAAUUGGGGCGAUCCGCAAUUGCUUCUCUCCUUAUCAAUCUUGGCUCUUAUCAAUGUUAUGGUCAUUGUGGGCAACUGUUUGGUCAUUGCGGCCGUUUUCUGCUCCUCCAAAUUGCGCUCAGUGACGAAUUUGUUCAUCGUUUCUUUGGCCGUGGCUGAUUUACUCGUCGGAGUCGCCGUUUUGCCCUUUUCAGCGACGUGGGAGGUUUUUAAGGUCUGGAUAUUUGGCGACGUUUGGUGCAACAUGUGGCUGGCUUUGGAUGUCUGGAUGUGCACAGCGUCCAUUCUCAAUCUGUGUGCCAUAUCCCUGGACCGUUAUGUCGCCGUGACGCGUCCCAUCACAUACCCCAGCAUCAUGUCCCCAUCCAGAGCCAAGCUUUUAAUCGCCGGCUUAUGGGUGCUCAGUUUUGUGAUUUGUUUUCCUCCCCUGGUCGGAUGGAAAGAGACUGAAAGGCGUUGUCCGUGGAAGUGCGAACUGACUAACGAGGCAGGGUAUGUUGUGUAUUCAGCCCUUGGUAGCUUUUACAUACCGAUGUUUGUCAUGUUGUUCUUCUACUGGAGGAUUUAUCGAGCGGCUAUAAGAACCACCAGGGCAAUUAACCAGGGAUUUAGGACGACCAAAGGUUCCCGCGGCUUCGGCAACCGCUUCGACGAGCAACGCCUCACAUUGCGCAUCCAUCGCGGCCGCGGCUCCUCCGACAAGCACCAUCCUCACGGCUCGCCCCACAGCAACGGCAGCAACAGCACCACCACAAGCAGCGUCAGUCCCAGUCCCUCCACUCGCGGCAGACACGAACGCGUCAAAAUCAGCGUCAGUUAUCCCUCCAGCGAGAACCUCUCCCCCAACCCCAAUCUGCUCGCCGCCCCUGUGUCCCCCACACAAUUCGCCGUUCAUUACUCCGUCAACGGGAAAGACAACACCACCACCACGUCGGCGUUGUACAAACGGGAGAACCAGUUGAGAGUGCAGAGACUGAGCUCGAGGAGGAGGGCGUCGAGGAGGUCGAGUAGCUGCGAGAGAGCGCCGAGUCCUAGUCCUAGUGCCUGCGAGGAGGGGAGGAAGGUCAUGUCGAGGAGGAUGGGCAAGAGGAAUAUCAAAGCGCAAGUGAAGAGGUUUCGGAUGGAGACCAAAGCCGCGAAAACACUCGCGAUUAUCGUUGGGGGAUUUAUCUUCUGUUGGCUUCCCUUUUUCACCAUGUAUUUAGUGAGGGCUUUUUGCCCGGAUUGUAUCCCGCCGUUGCUGUUUUCGAUACUCUUCUGGCUGGGGUAUUGCAACAGUGCGAUUAAUCCGCUCAUUUAUGCACUCUUCUCCAAAGACUUCAGAUUCGCCUUCAAGCGCAUCAUCUGCAAGUGCUUCUGCAAGGGUCGCGACGGCGGCCCUCGUCGAGGUUCCGACGGCUCGCAGCUCCAAGGCCGCCAAUUCCGAUCUCCAAGUUACAACGUCCAACAACAGGGUAACUCCCUCGGAGACGACAGUGAUCCCGGGGCCGAUCCCUCCGAUUCGAGGUGACGUAAACGCAAAAAAUCAUCCUCACAAAUGUACCUGGACAAAAAGUCGGUUUUGAAAGUGGCCAUGUGCUUGUACGGCGGCUGACGAAGAAACCUCGCCGGAGAUGGCGGCGACCACAUCUAGACGUCUAGCAUUUAAAUAACUUAAAUUUACUUGUUCGUUUUUUUUGGAGAGGGAAAGAUUAACGACUUAACUCUUUUAGGAUAAUUUUAAUAUAAGGUUUCAUCACGCACAACGGUUUAUUUAUUUAUUGAUUCGAGCAUUUGUACAUUCUCAUCGCGACCGAUAAUAAAGGCUGUGUUUAUUGUAGCCAAAAUGUUAGGUAAUUUUUUAUGUGAGACUUGAGGAAACCAUCAGAUUCAAUGUCUAAUAUUUAAUAACUAAGGCUCGGAUUAUUUGCAAAAUGCAUAUUUGACAUUAAGAGGUAUAUCAACAAAAUUGUAAGUUUUCUAUGCAUAUCUAAUGUUUUUUUGAUUAAAAUAAGCUAAAAAAAAUGC